This is a messenger RNA of Arachis ipaensis, 1303 nucleotides long. Lineage: Eukaryota; Viridiplantae; Streptophyta; Magnoliopsida; Fabales; Fabaceae. The record is from RefSeq and is a predicted model, not a curated record.
AACCAACUUAUUAUCAAAAUCAAUUUUACAAAAUCAAUUUUAUGCAAACUCCAGUUUGCAAACUGUAAUCCAAACAUACACUUAGUCGUUAGAGACUAUGAUUUUGAUGCCACGCUUAUUGACACGCUGGCACUUCCUAAUGCUGACGUGUCAACUAAAACCCACCUUAUUUCUCUUCCAAAUUACACGUUUUCUUGUGCACACUCUUCUCUUCUUAAAGGCUUACCAAAAGAAGUAACCGGUUUAGCUUCAUUGAGCCGUUACAAUCUCUCUCUUCCGAAUCAAAUUAGUUCGACUCUCUCGGUUCCUAACACUUUUGCGGUUUGUUUUCCUGGUUCAUCUAAAUCAACCGGAGUUGCUUUCUUUGGAUCCAAAGGACCCUACUACGCUUUUUUCCAAAAUUCCAAAAUUGACCUUUCGAAAUCACUUAUUUACACUCCACUCAUUGUGAAUCCAGACGGCAUUGGCGAUACUGUGAUUUCUUAUUCCGAUGACCCACCUUCCUAUGAGUAUUUCGUUAACCUAACUUCCAUUAGAAUCAACGGUCAAAAUGUCCCCAUCAAUGUUUCUCUAUUGAAUAUUGAUCAUGAAAACUUUUUGGGUAUUGGUGGCACCAAGUUUAGUAGUAACACUCCGUACACUCUUUUAGAAAGUUCUAUCUACAAAGCAUUUACGAAAUUGUUCAUAAAAGAGGCAAGUUCGUCUAGGUUUAACCUCACGAGAACUAGUUCAGUAAAACCUUUUAGCGUGUGCUAUGCCGCGAGAUUGGUCAAAGUGACAAGUAUAGGUCCGGAUGUGCCGACCGUUGAGCUUGAGUUGGGAGGGAAGAAGGGUGUGGUGUGGAGGAUUGUGGGUGCAAACUCAAUGGUGAGGGUUAAGAAUAAGAAAAAUAAUUUGGAUUUGUGGUGUUUGGGUUUUGUUGAUAAUGGAGUGAAUAAGAAGACAUCCAUUGUGAUUGGUGCCAAGCAACUUGAAGAGAACCUUAUGCAGUUUGAUAUUGAAUCUAACAAAUUAGGGUUCACCUCUUUGCUUACGUCUCACUCACUCAAAUGUAGUCAUUUUAAUGUCACUGAUUUUGCAAAAAAUAAUUAGAAGUUUAGAACAAGCAACGAAGUUGAUGUCCUAAUAAUGUUGAUGUCCUUUUGCUUUGUAUGUUCAAUAAGCUAAUCACUCGAGUGCUUAGUUAUUUAGUUAAGUUCUUGUAUAGUAGUAGUAGUAGUACUACUACUGUAUUAUAUUGUUUUCAUAAUGCUUGUAAUAAUCCUAAUGUCUUGGAAUUGAAGCAACUCUUGUUUUAUUUUAG